Messenger RNA from Condylostylus longicornis, 1857 nucleotides. Its product is annotated as CAAX prenyl protease 1 homolog. The coding region runs from base 209 to 1555 and encodes 448 amino acids. Gene Ontology annotation, molecular function: metalloendopeptidase activity. The record is from RefSeq and is a predicted model, not a curated record. Gene Ontology annotation, biological process: CAAX-box protein processing. The transcript is spliced from 2 exons. Gene Ontology annotation, cellular component: endoplasmic reticulum membrane. NCBI's taxonomy places the organism in Eukaryota, Metazoa, Arthropoda, Insecta, Diptera, Dolichopodidae.
GUCACAUUGGUUUGCGUCUCUCCUUGUUUAAAAUUUUAAAUUAGGAUAGAAAAUCUUUGGACAGUUAUUAUCAUUCUACAGAGUACAGAAUAUUAACAAAAGACUUGAUAUAUAAUUUUUAUUACUAAUUAAUAUACUAGUUGAAAAAAAAUAUAUUAUAGGUUAUUAAGAUUUUCCAACUUCACCGCUUUUUUAUGCUUUAUAAAAAAUGGAGUACGAUAUCAUAACUUAUACCUUGAUAAUAAUUUUGUUUUUAGAAAAUUUAUGGGAAAAUUAUUUGGUUUUUCGACAGAUUAAAGUAUUUCGUAAAAGCACAAAAGUACCGAAUGAACUAAAAGAUGUAAUGAAAGAUGAAACAUUUGAUAAGGCACGAAUUUACGGAUUGGAUAAAGAAUGCUUUCAGCUAUUUCGUUCAAUUAUUCUAGACCUGAUAAUAUUAACAAUAGAAAUAUAUUUUGGUUUUAUAGCAUAUUUAUGGCAAAAAUCGAAAGACUAUACAGCAUUAAUGGGAUUGAGUUCAGAUAAUGAAAUUCACGUUAGUUGCACUUUCAUUAUUGUUACAAAUUUUUUAACAAUUAUAAAAGAAAUGCCAUUCAAAUUGUACAAAACCUUUUCAUUGGAGGAAAGACAUGGUUUUAAUAAACAAACUUUAAAAUUUUUUAUUUGGGAUCAAAUUAAAGCAUUCAUUAUUGGACAAGUAAUAUUUAUACCAAUUGCUGCCGCAAUAGUAUUUAUAGUUAAACUUGGUGGUCCGUAUUUCUUCUUAUGGCUGUGGAUUUUCACUGGAAUUGUUGUCUUUUUGUUAUUAACAAUUUAUCCAUCGGUUAUUGCUCCAUUGUUUGAUAAAUAUCGUCCUUUAGAUGACGGUCCAUUACGUGAAGCAAUUGAAAAAUUAGCUGCGUCAUUGAAAUUUCCAUUAACAAAAAUUUAUGUUGUUGAAGGUUCCAAACGUUCUGCUCAUAGUAAUGCAUAUUUUUAUGGAUUAUUUGGUUCCAAAAGAAUUGUUCUUUUUGAUACACUUUUAAUAAACAAAGGAAUGAAAGAUGAUUCUGAAUUAAAAGAGGAUGAAAAAGGUAGAGGAUGUACUGAUGAUGAAGUAUUAGCUGUACUAGCACAUGAACUUGGUCAUUGGAAAUUGGGUCACGUUACAAAAAAUAUUGUAGUUAUGCAAAUUCAUUUAUUACUAAUGUUUGCAGCUUUUCAAUAUUUAUUUGAAUAUGAUGAAUUCUAUCAAGCCGUUGGUUUUCCAAAAGGAGAACGUCCAGUUUUAGUAGGACUUUUAUUAAUAUUGUCAUAUGUUCUAGGAGCAUAUAAUGCGAUAAUAAGUUUUGCAAUGACUGUACUUUCAAGACGAUUCGAAUAUCAAGCUGAUGAUUUUGCUAAUCAAUUAGGAUUUUCAGACGAACUUGGAGGUGCAUUGAUUAAAUUGAAUAUUGAUAAUUUAGGUUUUCCAGUUUAUGACUGGAUGUAUUCAGCUUGGAACCAUUCCCAUCCAACACUCCUGCAAAGAUUGAAUAGACUCAAAGAAAAUAAAAAAGAGAAAAAAAGUAAUUAAGAAUUGAGAAAUAUUGUAAAACUCAAUGAAAUAAAUAAGAAAGGAAAAUAAGAAAUAGAUUUGACCAAUCAGAAUGAUACACUAAAUACCUAAACAUUCUAUGUAGUUAAUUUAAAAAUGCAAAAAUUUUUGUAUACUUUAGAAAUCAGUUUUUUUUAGAUGCGAUCCAAAUUGUUGUAAAAAAAAAUAUGUGUAUGUUGAAAAUUUAUUUAUUUUUGAAAUUUAUUUGAAUACUUUUGUUUUUUUUUUAAAUUUAAAACAAUUUAGUUUAUAUAACAACAAGCUUAACAUGUACUUAUGUU